AUGAACCUCGAAGCGGAUUACACAGCGACGGGGAGCAGCGGGAACGGAAAACUACGUCAAUGGCUCAUAGAUCAGGUGGACAGUGGGACGUAUCCCGGUCUGAUUUGGGAGAACGACGAGAAGAGCAUCUUCAGGAUACCAUGGAAACACGCGGGGAAGCAGGACUAUAACAGAGAUGAAGACGCCGCGCUUUUCAAGGCUUGGGCACUGUUUAAGGGCAAGUUUCGGGAGGGUAUCGACAAAGCGGACCCGCCGACCUGGAAGACGCGCUUACGUUGCGCGCUGAAUAAAAGUAAUGAUUUCGAAGAGCUGGUCGACCGAAGCCAACUGGACAUCUCGGACCCUUACAAAGUGUACCGUAUCAUCCCAGAGGGCGACAAGAGAAGACCCAGACAGGAGGACAGUCCUUUGAGUCCAUUGAGCUAUCCAUCCUACCCUGCCCUUCACAGCCAGAUACCCCACUGCAUGCCUAAUCCAGAGAGUGGCUGGAGAGAAUUCUACCCGGAGCAGGCCUUCCUUCCAGAGCUCCACAUCCCACAAUGUUCCUACCCCCCUCACCCAUGGCAGGGCCCCCCCAUAGAGAACGCAGCAUACCAGAUCAAGGGCUCCUUUUACUCGUACACACAUGCUGACGUACAGCCCUCCGCCUUCACCCUUGACCCCGGCAUGAGACCAGCAGACCCUCUUUCUGACCUUCGCCUGCAUGUGUCCGUGUUCUCCCGGGACGCUCUCGUGAGGGAGGUGACCAUCUCCAACCCAAAGGGCUGUCAUCUGAUCCCCUGGGCCCUGGAGGAAAAGGCCUACGUUUCCCCAGGGGCCCCGGACCUGGUUCCCCUGCCCCCGGAGGGCCUGACACUCCAGAGGAUGGCGGGGGAGGAGGGUCCCCCAGGCUCUCUGGCCAUGCAGGGCGUGAGGCUGUGGAUGACCCCAGAAGGCCUCUACGCCCGGCGGCAGUGCCAGGAGAGUGUGUACUGGCAGGAGGGGGUAUCCCCUUACAAGGACAAACUCAACGAGAUGGAGAGAGAGGUCAACUGCAAAGUGCUUGACACCCAGGACUUCCUCACAGAAAUCCAAAGUUAUGGGCCCCAUGGCCGGCCCAUACCUCCUUUCCAGGCCUUGCUGUGUUUUGGGGACGAGUGUGUCGACACGGAGAGACCAAGAAGGAGCCUCACCGUGCAGGUGGAACCCUUGUUUGCAAGGCAGCUGUUUUACUAUGCCCAGCAAACCGGCGGACACUAUUAUCGUGGCUACGAGCACCACGGUGUCCCAGAACACAUAAGCCCCUCUGAGGACUAUCAGCGGGCAAUCUCACACCACCAUCACCACCACGGCAGUAUGAUGCAGGAGUGAUCACGACCGAUGUUGGAUACUUGGAUGGAUAAAGGAGCAGACACGUUUGGAUGUCACUAACAUGAAAUCCCGAUUGGUUGAGCUGCAAAAUCGGUGAAACUGUUGGUAACAGCGAAAUCAACAAACAUGGACCAAACAUCUUGGACUAAAAACAGUUAUGUUAAAUAUGUAUUAUGUGCUAUUGUUUUUUUUCUCAAUGUGUAUGAGACGUGAUUUCAGGGUUGUAUAGAGACAGAUGUUAUCUGGGCUGCACUGACUGGGAGUUAUGAAUGAAAAUAGGCUCCGCCAGAACAAGACAGAAUCUGAGGAACUGUCUGAGGCAGACUUUGUACAACCACUUCACUAUCAGUGUGACCACAGGUACCUUCUUUAAGGUUGAAUUAUUAACAGUAUAAAUAAUGAUGUAUUUAAGAAGAUUGUAUACAUAUGGAAAACACUUAGACAAAUUUAGACCAAAAUUCAAAGUUUCUUUGAAACUUGGUCUGCCAAUAUUGGGAUGCUUUGGGAUGAAAGAAAACAUCUGAACAUGCAUAAAAAACACUCAUACAUACGUAGGUAGGCAUUCAGGAAGUGUGAUUCGGCUGGUUAGUCAAACAGAUAUUAUAACCAACUUGAUGACAUCAACACGGGAGGAAGAGGAAGAGGUUGGCCUCUCUUUCCGUUGUAUGCCGAAGAGUGCCUUCUUCUAACGCUGUAGAUAAUAUUUCCACUUCCACGGAAAAAGAAGAAAAAAAAGUUUUAAAAACUAAAGACUUUUCCGCUGUACAAUUUGUCUGAAAGGAUAAACAAGGGUGGAACUAGAUUAAGUUCCACUAAAGUACUACCCGUUAUCUUCACUGCAGAUCUACCAGCUCACAUUUGUAUAGGUACACACCUCUGCAUCUAAAAAAUAGAAUCCAAGUGUAAUUGGAUUCUAUUUUAUUAAAGGGUCAGAUGUCUGGUUGGUAUUGGGAGAUAUAUUUAUAUAUUUUAUAUGUAUCUGGUAGCAAGUUGCAAAAACAAGUGUUUUGUACAGUAACAAAAAUGUAUCAAUCACUGUGUUGUCAAGUUUGGCUUGCGAUGAUCUCUUCCAUUAAAUCUAUUACAUUUUAUAUUUUUCCACAUGCAGUGAAAUCUUAUUCCACACUUAAAAUCAACUGAGUCUGGGCAAAUAACUAGACUUGUAAUUUUUUCCAGAAUUGGAACAUCUAAAAAAAAUAAAUAAUACUUUGACGCAAAAGUC
Gadus chalcogrammus (walleye pollock) is the source of this 2572-nucleotide messenger RNA. RefSeq names its product interferon regulatory factor 4 like (gene irf4l). Gene Ontology annotation, molecular function: DNA-binding transcription factor activity, RNA polymerase II-specific; RNA polymerase II cis-regulatory region sequence-specific DNA binding; protein binding. NCBI's taxonomy places the organism in Eukaryota, Metazoa, Chordata, Actinopteri, Gadiformes, Gadidae. The record is from RefSeq and is a predicted model, not a curated record. The transcript has 8 exons. Gene Ontology annotation, biological process: immune system process; regulation of transcription by RNA polymerase II. The coding region runs from base 1 to 1350 and encodes 449 amino acids. Gene Ontology annotation, cellular component: nucleus.